CCCCUCCUAAAUCUUUUACUCAAUUCAAGAUCUUGUCCUUUUUCUCGUUCUUUAGCUCUCUGUUAAAAAACAAGAUCACAAUUUCUGAAUCCUUGAGAGACAAAGAAAUGCAGUCAACAACUCUUAGUGGCAACUAUGGCCUCCCUCUCUGUAUCUCUGGGAUCGCUCAACAAUUGUCUAUCUCCAAAGAAAUGGCAGAUCAUGACAGGAGAAGGAAGGUAAUGAAAAAGAGAAGGAGAUCAGAAGAGUCCAGGAGCCAUGGCGAAGAAGAAAUGGUGGGUGUGGAAAGAUUCGAUGAGCUAUGGCUUCAACAGAUGAGAGAGAGUGAGGAUGCCAGAGAUCUAAUUGCUUUGUUCCAAGAUCUAUUAGUAUCGUGGAGCUUUUCUUCUCACACAGCCAAAGCUGCUUAGUGUUGAGAAACCCAAAAAAACACUUUAGAUAAGUAAUGUCUGUUUCUUUUCUUUAAGUUAUGCAUGUUUCUUGUAAAACUGCACAUCAAGAAUCUUUAGCUGGAAAAAAACUUUAAAACAUUAUGUUUUCACAGUCGUUUGUUUACACGUUUA
Messenger RNA from Brassica napus (rape), 563 nucleotides. RefSeq lists its product as uncharacterized. The transcript has 2 exons. The coding region runs from base 108 to 410 and encodes 100 amino acids. The record is from RefSeq and is a predicted model, not a curated record. Lineage: Eukaryota; Viridiplantae; Streptophyta; Magnoliopsida; Brassicales; Brassicaceae.